AGCAAAGUGCAGCGAAGGAGGAAAUUCUGUGAAGAAAACUCUAAUUUUCAUUAGAAUAUAAGGAAAACCGGUGCGAUGGCUGGAUUAACUGAUGUCGAUAGCCCUUUCGUGAAAACGGAAAAAGCGUGCAAAAUAUGCAGCUCUUCAGAGGGAGAUAUGGAAUCGAUAUUCUGCGAUGCAAACGACACUAAAAUGCUCAAUAAAAUCUAUAAAUGCACCCGAGUUGAGGUAACACCAGUAUGCGGUCUAAUUUCGCCGAUUUGCGUAACCUGCCGGCAACGGAUCGAUGCAUUCGAUGAAAACGCCAAACCCAAAGUAGUUGAGUUUGUCAUUAAGAACGAAACCGACCAGGAAGGGUUGGAAUAUGAUCCGUUCAGUUUUCAGGACCCGAUGGCGUUCGGCGAACAGGAAACUGAUAUAUUUGAAGAUCUUUCCGCCAAACUCGAGGUUCGACUCGAUGAAGAGUCGGCUAAAUCAAAAGACGAACCUCCAGUUAAAGAAGACAAGAAAAAGAAGGAAAGGGUUACACGAAAAUCUAGGAAAAAUGCAGAAGAAACGCCUCAGAAAACAGAAGUUGUAGUGGUUGAAAAUACUUUUCUGAUCGAAGAAAUCAAGGAAAAUGAAAAGGAAAACGUGCCGAAAACACGAAUAAGCCGUAAAGCUAAAGAGAAACCUCCUCCGAAACCCGCUUCCGGUGAAGAAUCCAGUGACUUCGAAUGGGAAGGAGGUGAUGAUUUCGACGAUGCAAAUGACGAGAAAUUCGGCAGCAGUAGUUCAGAAGAUGAAAAGCCUUUAAAGAAGCGAAAGGAAGUACGCAAGCCAACAUUGACAAAAUCUGGGAAACGUCGCGGCCGGCCGCCAAAACCACGCGUUGAGGGUAAAGAUCAAAAGAUUCCGGAAGAGUGUAAGAUAUGUGGUAGAGUGGUGACAUACAUGCGAGAACACAUGAGACAACAUAAAAUAGAUAAGCAGCACAAAUGUCCGUACUGUGAUCGAAUGUUCGUUCAAGGCAACAACCUGAAGUACCACAUUCGAAAGCAUCUGGGUGAAAAACCGUUCUCCUGCAAUUUAUGUGAUAGGUCGUUUUACUGUGCUCCACAUUUGAAAUCCCAUAUGAAAGUGCAUGGCCCCCAGGGAUUAUUCCAAUGCGAUAAAUGCCCCAAAACAUUCAACCAAGAGGGCAAUCUUAAGAAACAUAUUCGUGUACAUACAGGCGAAAAACCUUACAAAUGUAUAAAGUGCAAUAAAGCUUUUAAUAGCACUUCCAAUCUAAAGAAUCAUCAGAGAUUACAUUCUGAUGAGCGAGCGUUUACGUGCGAGCAUUGUGCUAAAAGUUUUGUAGACAUCCAUCAUCUACAACGGCACGUUCGGGUGCAUACAGGUCAUCGACCUUAUAUCUGUCAUGUUUGUUAUCACGCCUUCAACUGUCAAAUUGGAAUUAGGGAACAUCUCAAGACGCACAUUGGCGACGUUAAAAGUAGAACCAGUAGCCAACCAAUGCCCGUUCAGGAAGUGAAUUGA
Molecule: messenger RNA, 1521 nt
Organism: Sabethes cyaneus
Lineage: Eukaryota; Metazoa; Arthropoda; Insecta; Diptera; Culicidae
Product: zinc finger protein 391-like
Exons: 6
Coding region: 76-1521 (481 amino acids)
Biological process (GO): regulation of transcription by RNA polymerase II
Molecular function (GO): RNA polymerase II cis-regulatory region sequence-specific DNA binding; DNA-binding transcription factor activity
Source: RefSeq, a predicted model, not a curated record